AGGAAAGUUUAGAGGAAUGGGAGAGUCGAGUCUGGUCUCGCAAUCUGUGCUUGGAAGGCUGCAAAACUGAGGCUCAGAAACCGGCAAUAAGGAAAUAUCGCGGAGUUUAGAUUAACAGAGUGGAAUGGAUGCGAUGAUUGGAGAUGGCAGGAUGUUGGAGGGUUCUUGCUGUUCCUUGGAGUGGGAUGUUUACUCGUCCCUCCUUAAGCACGUUGUCCGGACAACAGUCCACGCCCCCUGCUGCGAGACCCACUCAACAUGUCGCGCACACACGCAUGCGAAAGCUGAAAGCCUGAACGCAACCGCAUUCCAACCAGCCAAUCACCCGAGACAAGCGCAACCCCGAGGUUCCCAUCAGCCGCAUCGAGGGUCGCACGGAUCAUGGCACGACAGGCCAUACGGACGUAGCAGAGUAUCGUUCUGACAGGAUCGACAACAUUGAAAAAUUGACAGUGGAAUAUGUGCAGCUGAGUAUCGACUCCGAAACAGAAACAAACAAAUGCAAUGCAGUGCUCAAGUCAAGAUGAAUCCGCCCGCAACAUGAUCUAUUUACAAGCUCCC
Molecule: messenger RNA, 561 nt
Organism: Parathielavia appendiculata
Lineage: Eukaryota; Fungi; Ascomycota; Sordariomycetes; Sordariales; Chaetomiaceae
Exons: 1
Coding region: 125-424 (99 amino acids)
Source: RefSeq, a predicted model, not a curated record